CCGUUCAUUCCAAUUUCCAAACGAUAUGAUCCUAUAGAGCCAAAUUGGGAGAAAAAUCAGCUCAGAUUCUGCGAAGCUCCUUCUCUCAGCUAUGUUAUCCCUUCUUCUUUGCUCUCUUCUCCUCUUUUCCCGUUCUUCACUCGUCAUUUCUGCUCUCAGCGCCAUUCCCAGCUUCGAGAACUCUGGUGGGGUUCAAGUUUUUGAGGUCUCGGAGCCAUGGAGGGCUGGAAGAAGCCUUGCGGAGCAGAACCCUGCUGGGAAUUCGUCUCUGAUUUUGGCUGAAGAGAGGACUCAGAGGAAAGACCCGCUGGAUGAUUUUAAACCCUAUAUGGGUGGAUGGAAUAUCAGCAGCCAACAUUACUGGGCUGUAAGUUCUUUCCCUGAUUUCAAUUUUGGGUUCUGUUUGUUGCAAUGACUCUGUACUAAUCUU
Molecule: messenger RNA, 430 nt
Organism: Cucurbita pepo subsp. pepo (vegetable marrow)
Lineage: Eukaryota; Viridiplantae; Streptophyta; Magnoliopsida; Cucurbitales; Cucurbitaceae
Source: RefSeq, a predicted model, not a curated record